UGGCUUCAUGCUUUUCAGGCAACUGCAGUUUACAAGGUUGCAUCUAUUGCUUAUAAAAGCGGUGUUCCUGUGAUUGCCGAUGGUGGCAUCUCAAACUCUGGGCAUAUUGUCAAGGCUUUGUCAUUGGGAGCAUCUACAGUUAUGAUGGGAAGCUUCUUAGCUGGUAGCAACGAGGCUCCCGGAGCUUAUGAGUAUCAGAAUGGUCAACGAGUCAAGAAGUAUAGAGGAAUGGGUUCACUAGAAGCUAUGACUAAAGGAAGUGAUCAAAGAUAUUUGGGUGACACUGCAAAACUAAAAGUUGCUCAGGGCGUUGUUGGAGCUGUUAAAGAUAAGGGUUCUGUUUUGAAGUUCCUACCAUACACCAUGCAAGCUGUCAAGCAAGGGUUUCAAGAUAUCGGUGCCAACUCUCUGCAGUCUGCUCAUGACCUCCUCAGAUCCAAGGUGUUAAGGCUAGAGGUCCGGACUGGAGCAGCGCAGGUUGAAGGUGGAAUCCAUGGUCUGGUUUCUUAUGAAAAGAAAUACUUUUGAAGUAUGAAACCAUCCAAAAUGGUUGUAAGUCGUGGUAGAAAUUAUUGUUGUACGUUUAAAAAAGGGCAUAAAAUGUUACUCGGGCAGUCGCAAGUUGCUGCCAAUGAUGUUAUUAGAAAUCGAAACAUUGUGGAUGAUGGUGGCCACACCAUGAUUUUAUGGGAUUAAUCCGAGUUAUUUUUAAAUUUUUCUUCGGGUUUUAAUUC
Messenger RNA from Arachis ipaensis, 734 nucleotides. NCBI's taxonomy places the organism in Eukaryota, Viridiplantae, Streptophyta, Magnoliopsida, Fabales, Fabaceae. The record is from RefSeq and is a predicted model, not a curated record.